Molecule: messenger RNA, 16602 nt
Organism: Porites lobata
Lineage: Eukaryota; Metazoa; Cnidaria; Anthozoa; Scleractinia; Poritidae
Source: the annotation of a GenBank genome assembly
UUUUUUCAGCCCUCCUUUCACUGGGAUCCACGCAAUCCGCUGUAAGUACAUUCUUUUGCUCUGAGGUUGUAAUUUCUAUUUUCUCUUUCCUUUCCGCGGUCAUGACCAGUAUUGGUUAAAAUCAAUGUUGGGAAUUAAAGAAAUCAUAUCCCAGUUUGACUGAUUUUCAGUGUAAACUCAUAGUAAUAAACUGGGCGUUGGGAUAGAAUUUAAAAUACGCUUUACAAAUUAACGCCUGUAAUUUUUCGUACAAUGUCAUUUAUUAUAUGAAAAGUAAUGAUUAUGAUUAAGUAAUCAUAGCGAAGAGUUUCAGUUUUUAAAACUUCCAAGAGUUAUAAAAUCAAAUUCAAGAAAAAGAAAACGCAGCUUUUAAUUAUUUUGGAAACCCCGUGAAGACCUAACAAGAACGUAUAUGCGUGUAAACGUACUGCUGAAAGUGUGUUUUUUGAAAGGUCACUCUAUAAAAGGGUUUGUAGGGUUAUUGGUUAUCAAACUGUGUUUAAUAAAGCCACGUUCUAACGGUUAGCUUAAUAUUAACAUUUAUUAAUUUUAUAAGUUUGUUAAGAAACUAUAAAACACGAACUAAAUAAAAAAAUUUAUCUGCUUGCUACAAACUGCCAUAUCUUGCGGUCCAAUAAUUGUUUGAAUCCUUUAUAACGGAGGAAAUUGGUACUACCUUCGGCUCUGAAAACGGAUAGACUUUUUUGUGGCUCGUACAUAGAAAUGGCGUUCAAUCUCCUGAGGAAGACGGUAACUGCUGUUCAUAACUGGUACUUGCAUGUAUCGACACGUAAAAAAUGUAAGGUUUUUAAUUUUGUUUUCAAAGGUUCACUCCGCAUGGCCUUGAGAUCAAUGUUCUGCCAAAUUCCCAGCUCAACUUCAUUUGUCCAAACCCAGCCAGUGUGCUGACGAAGCAAGAAUGCAGUAUUCCUAAGGAACAGAUGAACGAAAACAUGUGGAUAGUCGACAAAAGUGAAUAUGACACGUGUACUGUAAAUGCGAGUGUCUCAAGCCUUCUUCUGGCUAGUAGGAAUAUUUUUAACUGCCGGAAUCCUUCACAGCUGAGGUAUUAUGAGAUGGUGUUCAGAUCGCAUAGUCCUACUCCUGGAGGAUUGGAAUUUUCACCAGGAAAGAAAUAUUACUUUAUAGGUAUGGGUAUCCAUGUGGUAGUUAAUUUUUUCUCAGUUAUUUUUUAUUUUUACACUUCUUUUGGGUAUGGUUAUGUAUGCGAAUGAAUAUAAAAAACAAAGGAAAACAAUAAUUACCUGAAAUAAAAAAUGAACUGCGAGAGAUACAUUUAAAUUCGGUCAAAAGGUGCGCCAAGGGGAGAUGGGCAAGGAGCAAUUUAGGUUUCUGGGAAACUGCCCACCUACCCCUCCCCUAAGCUAUCAUUUUGCCCUAAGUGAGCAGUAAUUGUAAAUGUUAGCUUAGGGGAGGGGUAGGUGGGCAGUUUCCCAGAAACCUAAACUGAUCUAUGGGCAAUAGGAUGCCGUACCCCAUCACCCUCGAUCACAACGGACCUCCCUCCCCCACCCACCCAACCUCGUCCUCGCCCCUUUCUCUUUUCCUGGUUGUGUUCAAAACCAUUAAACGUUACUGGGACACUGCCCGCCUAAAAACUAAACUCCGACACCCAGGGUACCAGCUAUUCGGCUCUGUCACAAGAAUACAAGCUUUAACCCUAUGAUGUUAUUUUUCUCCUUAGCAACCUCGAACGGCACCAUUCAAUCGCUUGCCUCGCAUGAGGGAGGACAUUGUUUGUCAUCAAACAUGAAGAUGGCUAUUUAUGUUUGCGUUGGAACAUCAGGUGAGAAAGUUCGGAUAAAUCGAGGUUUCUAGGUAACUGACCACCUACUCCUCCCUUAAGUCACUAUUCUGCCCUUAGAUAGUGACGAGCUAUUGUUCGUGUUGACUUGGGGAGGGGUAGGUUGUCAGCUACCCGGAAAUCUAAAUUGCCGAAAGUUCUCCCUCGUAAAUCAUAUUUCAUUCAUUUAUUGAUUAUUUAUCCUAAUCUCCAGGCUGCUAUUACGCAUGCUCGGCAAGUAUGUAGUUUUCGUUUGGACUUCCAAAAUGGAAUGCGCAGAACACAAUCUGAUCACGCGCGUUUGGACCUUCUAUCACUCGUGAUCUGAUCACGAGCUUUUGACCAUCUGUCAAGUGAAACUUACGAAAAGCACAGCGUUUUUAGCAACAGCGUUCUGACCUUCGAUCGUUGUCGCCCGCACUCCGUAACCUUUGGUUAUUGCGGGUGACAAGAGGAGCCCGCAGUCCAAAUCUCCUGGUUGUUAUUACACUUGCGUCGCGUGUAUGUAGCCAGAACUCGUUUGGACUUCCAUUAAGAAUGAAUGGAAUGUAAAGAACGCAGUUUGAACAAGAGUGUCUCGACCUUCUACCCCUCGCAAACUGAUCACGCGUGUUUUGACCAUCUGUCACGUUAAAACUUAAGCAAAGCAGAGCGUCGGAGCAAAAGCGUUUUGACCUUCGAUCUUUGUCACCCGCACUUCCUAACCUUUGGCCGGUUGUUACUUGUACUUAAUGUUGAUAUGGUUUGGAUUAAAACAGGGGCACCCAACGACAAUCUUCGGAAAAUGUCUGUUCGGAAGACGAUUUGAGAGCUAGAAUUUUCGGAACAUUUUUUGUAAAAUUUCUUGCUUGCCUGCCUCUCCUAGGAUUUUCGAACAUCUAAAAAUGGGAUAAUUACCUAUUUUUAACGGAUUUUUACCCUAAAAAAGGUCACCUAGAAUUUUCGGGAGCCUUUUUUCUGGCUGGAAUUUUCGAAAAGGUAAGUUUUGAUCCCUAUAAUUUUCGGAUCACUAGACUUUCAGCUAGGAAAUCCGAACAGAUAAAAAGUUUUUAGGGGAUAAAAAUAUGCCUAUAUCUACUAAAAAAUACUAAAAUACGUUUAACAAUGCUAUGUUUAAGUGGUUUUGAACUAUAUUCUCGUUGGGUGCCCCUGAUUAAAACAGACAGACAAAUCAUAAAACAGCAUAAUAUGAAAUCGAUCUGUUUAUUUUUAAGAUAAAUUUUGUGAUUAUCAUUAUUAUUAUUAUUUUUAGAUCCUAAAUGCAUCAAUGUUCCAGACGUUUCCUCAUCUCAUUCAAUGUCCGUUGCUCCUCAAACUUUGACAGAGACCGUGAGUUAUUGCCCAACACCAAGCAUCCCCGCGUGUCCUAUUCAAGAGUCCAGUCCAAUGAUGUCAUCCUCCGGAAAUCCAAGCAUUUCCUCGUCUACUAUUCAGCAGUCCAGUCCAGUACAGUCAUUUUUCGAAACUCCGAGCAUCUCUUUGUCUCCUAUUCAACAGUCCAGUCCAAUGCAGUCAUCGACAAUUUCAGCGUCCAUCAGUCCCUCAAGUAGUGCGCUUGCGUUAGCGUCAUCGACCGAUGUCCAGUGCCAGGGUUAGAAUUCCAGAUGACUCUCUAAAUUAUUGAUACAAAUCAGAAUUUUCUGCUAUUAAAGAAAAAUCUUUAAAAUAACACCACUUAAUUGCAUUGCAUUUUCUAGCUUCUAUUACGUAUACCAUGUUGCUAACAGAUCCAAAUUCAAGUCCUCAAAAGAAGAGCUAGAGAUGUAACUUGAUUGGCCAAUAAUAAUAAUAAUUAUUGGAUGAGGUUUUUGUGACAUCCUGAAUAAUCAAAUGUUAUCAACCGAGCCGAAGGCCGAGGCUGAUAACACUUACUGAGACCUUGAUUAUCUAGGAUAACACUAAAACCGAAUCUAAUAACUAUUUUAUUGUACAUUGUUUUGAAGAAAAUAACCUCAAACAUACCGUCGUAAGGAACCUGAAUUGAUAUUGUUGAGAAAAUCAUGCACUGCGCACGCAACCUACAGAUUAGUCAGUUAUCUGCAAGCAGAUAACUAACUAAUCUGUAGGUUGCGCUGAUUUCCAAAAUAAGCUGUAGGCUCUUAGCCAAUGAGAAGACAAAUAGUGAGUACAAUGUGUAAUAACACAAUUAAUCUGUUACGUAACAAGAUUCUUUACCCUUUUUAGGGGAGUCCAUUGCUGCAGAAUUUUACUCGCUAUUCGUGAACCAGACAUACGCGUUGGCAGCGAUCUACAACUACACUUCUUUGCUCCCUGGCCUAGACCUUCUUGUUCAAAGCAUAAAUUCUUCCUUACCAGUAACAACCCAGGAGGUGGAGGUGAACCAAGUGAAGAACUGCAGUAAUUAUACAGAGGUAGCCCCCAUAGCACCAGCAUGUCCUCUUGGAGUACAAGCCCCUAGUAAGAUAUGACCAAGUGGUAGUCCUAUUUACUCCUAGGUGAAAGGUGACAAAGCAUUGAAAUAAAUUUGUUUUUUUGGGCAUAUGUUGAAUAACAAAUGCUACCAUGUGGAAGUACUGCUGAAGAGGUUUCAUUUGAAUGGUCACAACACAGAACUUGAAAGUCAAUAGCGUGAUUCUGUGGGUGUUGAGGGUUCGAGGUCAGGGAUUAAAAUCAGAGUGCGCGGAUAUUUUUCAUCAGAGCUUUCUCUGGUUGUUGCGCCAUACUGACGAGCCCCAAAAAGGGCAAAACAGCUGUCUAUGGCUACAAUCGUGCUCUGUUUUGAGUUCUUUCGAUGUCGUGUUGAUGUCUUGCAGAGUUAAUUUUCACGUAGUAUGAUCAGCAUUGCAGUAUUCUACUUGCAGAAUUUAAUAUGUCUACAUUAUUAUUUUUGCUGAUCAGGUCUUUAUAGAUCCUACGUUCUUCGGCAUAUUCGUUUGCCGUCCUUUGCAAUCCUUUGUGGUUAAUGUUUGAGCUAUGGAAUCAACCAUUUGAGAUAAUUUUCUUACAUAAAUAUUCAUUUAAUUUUAUUUCUUUUCUUUUUUGCCAAGUUCUUCACAGCUGCAAAGAAAUCAUGGACGCAAGUUAUACGCUAAGCGGUAUUUACCGAAUUGAUCCCCAAGACGGACAAGGCGGCUUCGGAGUUCACUGUGAUCAGGAGACCGAAGCGGGUGGGUGGACGACCGUCCUUCGAAGAAUGGAUGGCAGUUUAGAUUUUCACCGGGGAUGGAAUGCCUAUGUGGACGGAAUGGGAGAUAUGACUGGAGAAUUCUGGAUCGGUUUGGGCAAGUUGCGAAGAUUGACUGCUAACAAACAGUUCACCAUCAGGUUCGAUCUCCAGGCCCCGUAUGGAGAGAAAAGGUACGCUGAGUAUACUGGGAAUUCACUAGGUGACUGGUCGACAAAGUACCGGAUAACUGUUGGAAACUACUCAGGUAAGAACCCGGGGGGGGGACUUUAAGAAUUUUUGGGUAGGGAUGUGCCGCUGGGACCCUGGAACCCUUACCCUAUAAUAACCUAAAUAAUAACCUAAACUCCCCAAAUCCCCCCACCUUCCCCCCUCCAUCCAAAAGCAGCUUUUAGGCUGAGUCGCGUAAAUUUAAUUUAAUUUAUAUUUUUGAGUGGCAAUUCCCGGUUUCCCUAGUCUAGCCUAAAAUCUUUGACCAACUGAUCAGUUUUCUGGAAAAUGAUACCCAAUUCUAUACCCAAACACUCUGAUUUAUCAACCCUAUCCCAGAGUAAACUGCUUGAAAACCAUACCCCCCCCCGGAUUUAGACUAACUGGGUCUGGAAGGGUAUUCUCGGGAUGCGGGAUUUGAAUAAAACACGGUGCGGGAUUCGGGAAACGGGAUCGGACUGCACCCGGGAAGCGGAAUUUCAAAAUUUGGGCUCGGAAUGCGGAAACUGCGACGUUGUUGGCCUUGGAACUUAAGAAUCUCAAAAGCACAGCUUCGACUCAAACAAAUAUGUCUUCUAAGCAGUACACCAAACGUUGCAAACAACAAAAGUGAACUUUGAAAAACUGUUAGGUUAACAAGUUUUUAAAAACCACAACUGCAAUCCGUUUUAAUCUUCUUCAAGUUUAUUCAUCUGGGCCUCCUUUUGUAGUUAACGUUAUUUUACGUUUAUCGUUAUGUUUGGGUAAUUGUUAUGUUUCACUCAAUUUGGAGGCAGUUGCCAUCCUUGAAAUUUUUCUAAAUUCCCCCCCCCCGGGGGGGGGGGGAUUCCGCAUAUGAAAGGGGUGGGGAUGCUCCUGGGAAAUUUUGAAUUAAACCCCUACAGGAGACCGAUCUGGGCGUGGCCCAAGCUUUUUUUGACCCCUAAAAGAGAUCAUGUUAAAACACAGACAAAUGAGAAAACUUGGAUUAUAUGAAUGGAGUAAAUGAAACGCAUUAAAAAUAUACAUAUCAAAUAUAUAUUUUCAGAUUUUUUCGCGUGCAACCCUAAACGAGACCUUCACGGCUAAAUAUGAUGGCGUUUUGCCCAGAACAUCCUAAGUGAGACCAAAAUCUGAAAUUUACACCCCUACGCGAGACGACGAGCAUCCCCACCCCUUUUAUAUGCGGAGUCUUCCCCCCCCCCCGGGAUUUUGUGACACAGCUAUUUUAAGUGACGUUUUUUGAUUGUCUAAUAACAGCUGGUAAUGCUGGUGAUUCAUUCUCGUACCAUAACAACAUGAAAUUCUCAACGAAAAAUGCCGACAACGACGCAUCUAGACCUUCAUCCGUGAACUGCGCACAAUUGGCGAAGGGUGGCUGGUGGUAUAAUGACUGCCAGCAAGUCUGCCUUACUGGUCAAUACCUGAACGGGACACACGCUUCUGGAAUAGUAGGAAUACAAUGGAAGGCGUGGAAAGGCGAAGCCUUUUCUUUAUCACGAGCAGAGAUGAAGAUAAGAUUAGAAUAAUCCCGUCGAACUAAGCACGAAAGGAAAUAACUGUUCUUCGUAAAACCUAAAUGGAAAAGUACUGCUCAGUAGCUUUCAUUUGAAUGGUCACACCAUAGGAUUUCAUCCACAGACUCAAAAGUUAGAACCACCGUGUACAGUUUAACUAACAGUACCACAGGAAAGUACUGCUCAGUAGCUUUCAUUUGAAUGGUUACACCACAGGAUUUCAUCCACAGACUCAAAAGUUAGAAGCACCUUGUACAGCAUAAUAAACAGUACCACAGGAAAGUACUGCUCAGUAGCUUUCAUUUGAAUGGUUACACCACAGGAUUUCAUCCACAGACUCAAAAGUUAGAAGCACCUUGUACAGCAUAAUAAAUAGUACCACAAGAAAGUACUGCUCAGUAGCUUUCAUUUGAAUGGUCACAUCAUAGGAUUUCAUCCACUGACUAAAAAGUUUGAAUCACUUUGUACUCUUGUACACCAUAAUAACAGUAUGAUAAACAGCAACACAUGAUUGCUUUUAUGGAAUGCUCUACGUAUAUCUUUAUAAUCGCUGUCUUCACAACGCGUGGUCGAUACUCUAAAGUCUUACCUUUACUUAACAAAAUUGUUACCAUGUAAGGGACCAGCCUCCAUCCUAUUCAUUAGGGAGUUUUAGCAACGGCCACGGCGACGGCAACGAGAACGUCAAAACAGCAAUAGGUUUAUUAAGCAAAACAACAACUUUGCACGUGCAUCACGCUUUUUUGUUCAUUUCUUUGCCGUCACUGCACGACUACGGCGUGAAAAUGCCCAGUUUCACGUUUUAUGGAGGACUUAAACAAGCGACGACGAAAUUUUCUUUCUCUUUUUAAACUUGAGUGCGGUCCUUAUAAGAAAUUACCUCCAGGAAAAUUAGCCUACAUUAGACAUUUUCAGCGAAUUGGAAUAAACGCGACAAAGUUUGAAAAAAAAACGCUAAUUCAUUUUAAAAGUGACGUUUUCAAUAGUUCAAUGCCGUCGCUGUCGUCGAUGCUUAAAGUGGACAGAGGUUGCGUCACACUUCUCUGGCGGGAUUCGACAAAGGGAAAGAGGCUUAUGAGAACUAUAUUGAAUACUAUGUGAUGUAAGCAAGUCCGGUAGGCGCCCUAAGGCUUAUAGUUACGGUAAUAUAUUGUUAAAAAUAAUUAAGUUUUUGUACACUACUAAAUACACUACUGAGCCUUAAUUCAAAGGCCACCGAGUAGUAAUUAAACUACGAUCAACGGGCUGGAUUUCACUUUAGUCGCGUGCGAUUAAAAUCUCUAAAUCCUAGAAUGUUAUUCUGAAAGCCAGCGCUUUGAAUAGGACUUUUUGUUACAAUUCCUACAAUGCAGUAAGUACGUAAAUUCCUAUGUACAAACGUUGGGUUCCGCUCAUGAACAAAAAGGUAAAACUUCUUCCCUCCAGAAUUUGGCAUAAACAUCCAUGAUCUAUCCUAGAAAAGCGAGGUUAAUUACUGAAAAUACAAAAAGAUAUAUGAAAAAGUCAAAAAGUACGUCACACAAGCAAAUUUCCGAACAACACUGCGCAUUAUUUUAUACUUGUUGUGCAUGGGUAAUCUUUUCAACUUAGUUUACUGCUGUGGGAAUUCAUUUACGUAAAACUUGGCAAAUUUACGAAGUUUUUUCGUCUGACGUAAACAUGCAUAAGGAAGGAUUAUUCCCCCAGGAAUAUCUAGCUUUAACAAAAGGCAAAGAAUCAAUAGAUUUGAAAAUGGUUUAUUAUUCGUUAUGUCUUUUGUUCGAACAUUUCAAUAAAAAUUCAUUUUGAACAAGUGCAAGAUUAAACUAAUGAAGUUUGUCCGCAUGAAAGCUGUCCUUUUUAUCGUCUGGAAAAGGACGAUGAUGAUAUCCAUUCAAGAUCUUCUCCAUCUUUGGCUGGCGGCUGGUGUUUGCUGUGCUGGAUUCCAGCCCUCGUUUCACUGGGACCCGCGUAAUCCAAUGUAAGUACGUAAACAUUCAUGGCUAAUAGAGCGGUGUUUUGUACUUUCAGUUAUUUUAGGCGAACAAUAUUUUAUAUAGUUCCCAAAAUAAGCCUUUUCUUGUUGCGAACAAAACUCGAGACAGUGCUCCAACAAACAAGCCUAACAGUCGAAGGCCACCAGGCUUCAGAAAUCACUUUUAAAUCAGGGACCACAGGGUCAUAUUUCAUCGACGGAAUAACAUGUUCGACGCUCUCCGCAUAUAGACAAUGAACCACGCAAAAAUGCAGGGUGGUUUAAUACCCCGUCCACACGAAGCUGUGUAAAAACUAUGCGUUUUCAAUUCCAAAUAUCGCUCCCCUUUCACCUCGAAAUCCUCAAUGCGAAUCCUUGACAUAAAAUAAGUCAGAUAAUUUAUGAGAUAAACUAACAUCAAAACCAGGACUCGAGCUAGGACUCGAGCCAGGCCGUACUUCCAUGAUUGCCACAACCCUAACCCUUACCCUAACCUUCUAUGAUUGCCACGAAACCCUACUCUUAAUGGUCAUGUGACUGGCAGGAGGUGAAAAUGGCGGGAAAGCGAAAAAUUGUCGAGUCCUGCAUCGAGUCCUCACGGUCAACCAGGGUCUUUGAGUAUACAGUAUAUUUCGGGUAUACAGUAUAUGUAUUUUAUGCGUAAAUUUGGGUAUAAAGUAUUCACUCACAAGUAAUUUUGGGUAUAAAGCAUAUCUUGGUUUUCUUAAUUUUGUUUUUUUUACAUGAGUUUUAGUAUAAUUUCGGGUAUUUUGGUAUUCCACUACCCCCCACCCCACCCCUGGCCGAUCCUGAGUUUUGGUCCCGGUAACUUUACACUCAAAUAUUCAAAUCCCCAAGCAAACUACUGUUUCAUUAACUGACAGUUUUAUCGUGUCAGAUGCAAAACUAUUGAAACCUCGAUCUUUAAUGUAAACGGAGAUAGCUUACCGGGCCCGUUAAUUAUCGGGACUUUCGAGAAACGGGCCCCUGGCUCGGUAUAUAGGCAUCCUCAUAAUUUGUAUAGCGCGUACAAUUUUAUUUUGAGCGCGCGCAUUAUUUGUUUAUUUAUUUAAUUGACGUGUACAUUUAGUUCGUUUAUUAACGUCUUAAUUUUACUUUGCGUUAUUUUCCUCACUAAUACAUUGUCCGUGACUGUGCUCACAUGGUGGGUGGCUCCUCCUAAAAUGUUCUGCAACUGGUAUAGGAUUUAAUGGAGCCGAAACCAAUUGUGGAAUUGCAAGCAAUUUAGGCAUCCUACUGAUGAACAGUUGCGACACGUAGAUAUAUAUUUUUUAGCAACUAAGAUAAUUUGCAGUCUGUCUACUUUGAAUUGAAUAGGUAAUAGUAUGAUUUGUAGUGAUAUUUGGUAUAAAUACCACGAGUGAUAUUUCAAAAUUGUUAUACGUAAUUUGAAAUUUGAGACAAUUUUGAAAUAUCACGAGUGGUAUUUUUGCCAAAUAUCACGUACAAAUCAUGCUAUUAUUUGCUUAUACUACUACCCGCAAAAGGUUUGUAAUUUUCACAUGUAGGUAUUUCAAAUUAAGCUGAAAUACCACUGCUCUAAGCCAAUCAUAUUGCAGAAAUUUCUCACGUAGUAGUAUAAGUAUAGGUAAUAGCAUGAUUUGUAUUGAUAUUUGGUAUAAAUACCACGAGUGAUAUUUCAAAAUUGUUAUGCGUAAUUUCACGAGCCGUUAAGCGAGUGAAAUUUGAGACAAUUUUGAAAUAUCGCGAGUGGUAUUUAUGCCAAAUAUCACGUACCCACAAAAGGUUUGUAAUUUUCACAUGUAGGUAUUUCAAAUUAAGCUGAAAUACCACUGCCUAAGCCAAUCAAAUUGCAGUAAUUUCUCAUGUAGUAGCAUAAAUCCCGAAAUGAACAUUUCUUGAUAUCUUUAGAUUUCAGCAACCAGUGGAGAUUAAAGUCCAUCUAAAUUCCAAGCGCAACUUCAUAUGUCCCAACCCAGCCAGUGUAUUAACUGAGCAAGACUCCAGUAUACCACAGGAGCAAAUGUACGAGAACAUGUGGAUAGUGGACAAACAGGAAUACGAUACAUGCAGUGUAAAUACAAGCGUCUUAAGCGAUCCUCUGGUUAAUAGAAAUCUUAUGAUCUGCCGAAAUCCUUUGCAGUUAAGCUAUUAUGAGAUGGUGUUUAGAUCUAAAAGUCCACCGGGAGGACUUGAGUUUACACCAGGAAUCACCUAUUACUUUAUAGGUAAGAAGGAGCCCCCGAGGAGGGGAGGGGAGGGGAGGACUCUGCUCGAUUCUCCGCUAACAAGAACUAAAUUUCCUCUCCCUUGAAUAAAAUUUCACUGAAAUUAAACCCGAUAACUCGAAUUCGUCGCUAGCCUGCGAACAGCAGACGCAUUUCCGGUCGUCGCUUUUCUCUCUCCGAAAAUCCGGAAAAUGUGUCUGCUGUUCGCAGGCUAAUUCGUCGCAAACUCGAUCGGUUUUUCGUUUCCCUCCAGAGUUCGAGUUACCUGGGCUCUACUGUAUAUGAAAUGGUUGGGAAAUCUGUCAUUUUGGUCUGUAAAAAGACCAAAAGGGGCUAACAGACGCACUUCAUGGCUGUAAAAAAGACAAGAAAACUUCCUGGUUUAGUGGCAAUUCAUUCGUAUUGUAAAGACAAUGCAUUUACAGCAGUUAAAAGGGAUGGAAAGUUCUAAACUAGGUACGUGAAGUACGUGAAUUACCAUUUGUCAAUAGAAGGUGUACGAAUGUCUAAAAUGGUUUUUGAAAGGUUAAGACGGGUUGGACCUCGGAGCGUGAGCCUCCCCCUAAGAAACUUUGUUGCGUACCUCCCAGGGGAACAAGCUGGCGCUCGAUCACUGCAGAAAGAACUUUCUGAAAACUAGAAUCAUUUUUUUUUUGCUGCCUCCAAAAACACACAACAGCCUACGAGGGGGUUGAAAAUGCGUUAAAGAAUGAAAAACCUAUCGGUAGAAAGAGGUUUGUUAUUUCCAUUUCAACCAAUGAAUGGAUGACUCCCUUAAAAUCAUAAAACUGUAUUAAGUGAACUCUCUUUAGGAAGGACACCUUUUAACGGGACAGAAGACGUUUUAACUGGGUGACUUUUUUAAUUAAACGCGCAAAAGGAAGAUGUUCCAAGGGUGUGGAUCCUUUACAAAGUAGAAUUCAAGGAUACAGUAUGGGGCCAAGGAAUUAUAACGUGUAACCACGAAUGGUGGGAGGGGGUGUGUGUGGGGGAGGGGGUUGGAGGAAAUGUAAUUGCCACCAAAAAAGCUCGACAGCCUUUUCUGAACCAAAGUUGGGACCUCCCCCCAAUCAAAAAUUCCUGGGUGCCCCCCUGAGUGUCAGUUUUAGCGGAGUGUCUUACUUAUAGAGGAGUUCGUAAAACAAACUGCUUUAUAUGGGCAGAGCAAGUCUUUCCUAAAAACAUAAACGCCUCGGCUAGUUAGGUAGAUACUAAGACACAUUUGGGAGAACUAGUCAUCAUUUCAUUCGUAUUGAGUUUGUUUUGUUAUAAAUUCCUUUAUCAGCGACUUCCAAUGGAACUAGUGCAUCCCUUUCCAAUCUCGAAGGAGGGCGCUGUGUGUCUUCUAACAUGAAGCUAGCAAUGUACGUUUGCAGUGGCCCCUCAGGUCAGAACAUAGUUAGUAAAUGUAUCGUGUCUACAGUGAACUGUCACAAAUGUUUCUUUGGUACGCUAACUAAGAUACGAUGUAAUAACUUUUUCGUUCACUAAGUGUCAAUCGUUUGCAGCCAAGGACCUCUUGGCCUACAAAACGUCCUUAUUUAUGAUCACUCAGCUUGUUUACCCAUCCAUCCACCAAGGCCAUUUAUAUUAAUUUGUCGGGUAUUACUAGUGAGAUUGAGUGUUCCCUUUUGUCAUCGUCAAAGGUCUCCAUUCGUAUGGGGCAAUUGUUAUUGUUUAUUUUUACUUUUUUUACUACUUUUAUAAAACAACGAUCAGUAUGCAUUAUACAGAUUAAUUCUUUUAAGAGAAUCAUCAUGUAAACUUCGUUUAUUCAUUGAUAUAUUUGUAUUGUCCUUAGCUCAGCCAGUAGAAAGUGUAAGCGAUGCCAAUUUACACGUUUUUUUUAGGAGAAGAGCACCCGAUGUAAAGUAUAGGCCAUGGAUAUAAGAAGCUAAAACAAUGUGGUGUACAACCAAAAUUUAAAGGACCUAAUAACUGAAUUAUGCCAUUAGUUCUUCUCCUUUUCUCUCUCUCUUUUUUUUUUAUUAAAACGAACUCAAAAGAGCAUUAGGGGCUAACUCGAAAACCUCACGGUUCCUUUAGCCUCUAGGCUCCAAAUAAUUUAUUACUAUGUCAUGUUAUCCCAUUGUAAAUUUGUAAUGUAUAUAACAUGUUUCUUGUAACCAUUCUAAGUGUGAGUCAAUGAAAUAUUGUUAUAGCUAUUAUUGUAAUUAUUGUUAUUGCUACGUAGACAAAGAUACACCUAGGCCUUACAACUCUCUAUAUACUGUUUGCAGAUCCAUAUUGCACUGGAACUCAGACUAUUCAGCCAUCUCCUUCGGUCUGUUCAGUUCUACCUACAACUGACACUAGCGGCAGCACCACCAGCAGCAGAAGCUGGGGUAGCACAACUACCACUAGCAUCAGUAGCAGUAGUACCAGCAACAGCGGUAGCACCAUUACGAGAAGCACUAGCAGUAGCGGUAGCAGUGGUAUCAGCAGUGGUAUUACCAUUACCACUAGCGGCAGUAGUAGCAGCAGCAGUAGCAGCAGUAGUAGCAGCAGCAGUAGCAGCAGCAGUAGCAGCAGCAGUAGCAGUAGCAUCAGCAACAGUAACAGCUUAAGCCCAACAAGCACAAUGCUUCCUUUGCCAUGUUCAGGUAUCUUCACUUUCACUUUCUUUUCUUCACAUUACGGUUCUUUAUAUUAUUUAAGGGGAAUCUUUUUGCUAUUAAACGUACCAUGACAGAGAUUGGAAAGAUUUCAGUUUCCUUUGACUUAAGACCAGUUGUUCCCCUUCUAUAUUUUGAUAUGUGAUGUUUGGAUAAAGGGGUUCCGCUGAGGCUUUUAAACCAAGUCCUUUAGCACGAUUUACUAUUUCCUUACGAGACCUUUGGACCUCGUUUAGGACUGGCCGACAUUAAAUUGAAUUCUCUGUGUGAUGUGAGCUGUCCGAUUUCUGAGUCCGUUUAGGGCUAACUCACGUAAGAUUGCAAAAAGUAUUCUGUGUCAUGUAUGAUGUCCGAUGUCUGACUCGUUUAGGACUAGCCCACAUAUAAUCGUAUUCUCUGGUCGAUGUGUGAUGCCCGCUCCUGGCAAUUUCCGAUGUGUGACUCCUCGAAGUAAUAGCCGACAUAAAAUUGUAUUUUCCGUUCAAAAUAGGUAAAUCUCCAAACAGGCCAAAAAAAUAUGUGUCCCUUCUCUUCCCUUCACCGAAAUUCCAGUGUCCAUCCAGGUGUCAACCCCUCACUCCCUCAAUUCGAAAGCUGCCCCCUGGUUAUACAAAUUGUAAACACAGGGCAAAAAACAUGAACUGAACUUCGUUAUCACUUUGCCUUUUGCCUAACAGCAUCCAUUCCGGACUCAUACAUGAACGUGAAAUCAGGAAUACCAGGUAAGAAAAAACUUACAGUCGUAGAUUUCUGUUCUAUCUUUCCUUAUCUUUACUAAUUUCACACUAGUAUCAUCGAGUAGUCAACACUAGUUACUGGGUGCGCUGACUGCUUCAUACGGUUCGACAGUUUAAGUUUCAUGGAGGUAAAAAUGACAACUACUCAAUCUCUGACGACGUUGUACUGGGGAUUACUUAUAUGCGCUAUACAGCUAUGCGCUCAAACAGGGACGGACCCAAGUCAGUUUUUUAAGAGGAGGUGGGUAUGAUCUCAGGCUAAGAGGAGGUGGGUAAAACCAAUCGGUCAGGAAACAAAAGGUUUAGUUUAAUUUGUCCUAUUGAGUUCCUAAAACACUGCAAUUGAGAAAUUAUAAAUACGAACCCGUAACAACGAACAUUCUUACAACGCUACAAAAUAGAAGAAAUACAUUACAACCCUAAAACCGUGUACUCUUACUACUGAGUACACGUUAUCACGCACUGACAUGAAAAAAAGGUGCAAACGUUAAAAUUUUUUAACAACAAGUUACCAGGCUAAAAAGAAGGUUGAAUAUCCACCGAUUCAACCUCCUGUGUAUCGCCCCUGGCAAAUAAAAGUAUAAUUUUUUGACCCCCUUUUGGCCUGAAAUUAGAUGUCCGAUGUCCGCGUUUUGAUGUCAGAUGUCUGAUGUCGUAUGUCAGAUGUCUGAUGUCUGAAGUCUGAUGUCUAAUGUUCAAUGUCCGAUGUCCUAUGUCUGUCUGUCUAAUGUCUGAUGUCUGACGUCCGAUGUCCCAUAUCCAAUGUCUGCUUUGUGAUGUCCGAUGUCUGAUGUCUGAUGUCUGAUGUCUGAUGUCCGAUGUCUGAUGUCUGAUGUCCGAUAUCUGAUAUCCGGUGUCCAAUGUCUGCUACAGGUGUCCGACGUCGAUAUCUGAUUCAAAUUUCAGUCCGAAACGCCACAAGGAACCACUGAGUUUUCCAGGGUUCAUGAAGCAUUGAAUUAAGUAACUCUCAAUAAGUUUAUGUUCCUUUUAGUGAAUUGUCUGUCUGUUAGAGGCGCUUAUUAAGUAAACUGUAAAGUAGGUUUUAGGAAAUUUAUUCGUAGAUUUCUUGGGGACUAAUGAGCUGAGCAAAGACUUUAAAUAAUUCGAAUAGUUGCCUAUUUUUUGUGGUUUUAAUAUAAAUUUAUAUCCCCUAUUUCUAUAUGAAAAAGAAGAAAUUAGAGACACGUGAAAAUAUAAUACUAAAAUAAUUAUAAUCUGACUUUCCCUUUUAUGUUUUUAUUUUUGCUUCCAAAGUACUUAAAAACUGCAAAGAGCUUCUAGAUGCAAAUUACGUGGAGAGUGGCAGCUAUCGUGUCCAUCCUACACCCGACCUUGCGCAGGAAAACGAUGAAAUGGGUCCCUUUCGCGCAUACUGCGACCAAGAGACCGCUGGCGGCGGUUGGACUGUCAUAAUGCGCCGAUUCGACGGCUUUGUGAACUUUUUUCGAAGAUACUUCCCCUAUGUGGAAGGAUUCGGAAGUAUAUCUGGUGAAUUUUGGAUUGGACUGAAAAAGUUAUGGCAACUUUGCGGACAAUUUCCCGUCAAUCUCAGGUUCGAUUUUGAAGCUGAAGACGGCGUACUUAUCUAUGCGGAGUACAGUGAUUGUUCGAUAGGCGAUUGGACUACGAAAUACAAGCUUAUUGUUGGAAAAUUUAUUGGUAAGAUGAUUGGGGGCCUUGUAAAAUAAGUACCACUAGAGCAUUGUCCUUGGAUUUGCAGUCGGGAUUUUAGGUUUCUGGGAAAACUGCCCACCUACCCCUCCCCUAAGCAAACAUUAACACUUAUGGCUAAGUAAGGUCAAAUUGUUGGUUUAGGGGAGGGGUAGGUUGGCAGUUUCCCAGAAACCUAAAUUGAGCCACGUACUUUUCCAAUUUUUUAAGGGAUAUUUUAGUGGCUCCUACAGCAAUUCAAUAUUUUUAUAUCUGAAAGGGCGUCAUUCUUCACAUAUUCUGGGGAGGGGUGUGCAGAUAGAUUAAAGCAUUUUUAGAAAUUAUCAGUGAUAGACAUUACCCAGUUUUCCUUAUUUUGUACUCCAGUGCUAAGACGCUUCCAGUUAGGGGUAGAAUCGGGACUUCACUCCCAUUUUCAAAAUACAGUUGUCUAUCGUCGGGCAAAAACAGUUCAGGUGCAAACGGGGAAAUCUUUAGUGGAUCUUUAGUGGAUCUGUAUUGCAAUGUAAUGUAACGUAAUGUAAUAAUGUAACAUAACGCGAUGUUACGUAAUGUUAUGUAACAUCAACUGUCAGUAAUAGACAUGAAGCUGUACUUAAAUGAUUUUUCAGGGGGUGGUGCAGGAGAUGCGUUGUCAGCCCUCAAUGAUGUCAAGUUUGCGACUCAUGACAAACCUAAUAAUAUAGGCUGCUUUUCACAGUUACGAGGUGCUUGGUGGGUUAGCAGUUGCGAUCAAGACGCGUUUCCAACCGGAAGA